Aedes albopictus (Asian tiger mosquito) is the source of this 1504-nucleotide messenger RNA. RefSeq lists its product as uncharacterized. NCBI's taxonomy places the organism in Eukaryota, Metazoa, Arthropoda, Insecta, Diptera, Culicidae. The coding region runs from base 274 to 1452 and encodes 392 amino acids. The record is from RefSeq and is a predicted model, not a curated record. The transcript has 3 exons.
UGCUGCUGUUUGGAUGGAGGGGACCUCGUAGAGCACACGAGCUGAUGAUGAUGGUGGGAAACGCGAUUCAUCCGAAAUGGGUGUUUUUGAAAGAAAAUACUUUUUGCACCGAAUUGUUUGCUAUUCAAAAUUCAGUUUACUCGCGAAUCUCGUAAUGAGUGGAUCACAGUUUUGAUUGAAGCGGAGUACGGCAUCCAGCUGACUGGAGUAUGGUGCCGAAGUGGUGAUUAUGUGAGAACGAGUGCAAAUAUCGAAAACAGAACUCUACAUGCAAUGGGCGAAACGAAGCUGUUAAAAAUCAUUCUUCUGAGUACAAUAUGCCAGACAACACUGGGACGACCAUUCUCAUUUCCGGACGGCACUCGAGCGAACGGAGACUCCCGAUCAAGGCAAAACGAGCAACUCGAAGGUCGCAGCAUCCUUGGUGGUUACAGUCAAGACAACAAACCGGACAUCUACAGUCGGUACAAUGUCUACGAACACGAAGAGGAAGACUAUCGCAGAACGUCGACCACUCAUCGGCCUUAUGUCACAUUUAGUACAACCAGACAGGCGCACAACCGAGCACCAAACGCUCACUUCAAUAGACUUCCGCCGGCGAAAAAUGACGAACCGAUAGAAGCAGAACCGGAAGACGACUAUGACGAUGAUGGAGACGCACAAGAUGGAGUAGAUCCUCCGCCGACAAACGCCGCGGCAGACUUCAGCAGUAGCAGCAGUGGAAACUUCGGCAGCAACCCAGUUACCUUCAACAACCUGUUGUACAACUUCAACGCCAACAAUAAGUUCGGAGGAUUCGGUAACCUUUUCGGUGAGAACCGACACAAGUACAAACACAAGUUCAAACGGCGGAAACCGGGUCAACCGUGUAUUCCGUAUGAUCUCUUCAAUCGCCUCCGAACGGGUCGUGAUUCCAAUGGGAACCGUAUUGAUCCGAAGACAUUGAUCCCACCGUUGAACCUGGUGCUGGCCGAUGUAAACUACUAUUCUCCAUCAAACAAUUACAACGGCCACGGGGUGGCUUCGGACACGGGAUCUCCGGGACAUACGGGAGGAGCCGUGUUCAAUAACCAUUUCUACGACGCCGUCGGAGGAUAUCCCUGCACCGGUGGGUACAAACCAAUCAAUCGACCACAUGGAGGUCCACUGGGGUUCUUCGGACAGGGUGGACUCUUUGAUUGGACGACGUCGGCGGAUUCCGUUCAGAGUGAUCCCGGCGAGGGAGGAGGAACGGGUAACAAGCCGACGGUGGUGUUCAAUCUGAACGAUGCCAUUGAUACAGUGGCAACCAACUGGCGACCUGGGGAAAGCUUUCAAAUGAUGAUGAAAGUGAUAGCAGAGUUUAUAUCGUCCGUUGCUGGAGGAGCGCCGGUGGCUGCUGGUGAAGCUGUAGGAGAUGCCGUUGACACGGUGCGGAAAGUUAACAAAGAGUUCGUCAGUCUGUUUUCUUAGAAUACUCAUAUGUACCUAUAGGAAUAUAUUUUUAACAGUAUAAUAUCCUCAC